AUGACAACCUCAUAUCUAGAUACAGAGAAUGAUAAUGAUAUUGAUGAUAAUGAAGAAGAAGAAGAAGAAGAAUUGGCUAAUCUUCCAUCCACAGUGAAAUUUUUCCCUAAUUUAUCAGAUUUACUAGAUGAUGAGGAAUAUCAAGAUGAUGAUGAUGAUGAUGGCACUAACAAUAACAACACGGUGAUUAAUGAAUGGGCACUUCGAAAAUUUGGUACCCUUCAAAUGAAAUUAGAAAAAAUGCAACAUUCUAGAGAUACAUUCCAAUCAUUUGGAUCACGAGAUAAUCUAACCAAUUUUUCUCGAAAUAUAUUAUAUAAUUUAGCUAAUGAAGUAUUUGGAUUUGAUGGAUGGUCAACGACAAUUUUGGAUUGUAAUUUAACCAAACGGGAAAAUAAAGAUGAAAACAAGUAUUCUGCCCUUUGUGUAGUGAAAAUACGAUUAAUAUUGAAAGAUGGUACUUUUAGAGAACAACUGGGACAAGCAGAAUCUACAAAUAUGCCUUAUAAACAUAUGUGUUAUGCUAGUGCUCGAAAGAAAGCAGUUACUGAUGCUAUAAAAAAUGCCAUUGUGGGGUUACGUGAUCUUUAUCUUGAAUAUGAACAAGAACAAUUGAUGAAACAAUUUGCUCCUGAAUAUGAUAUAUAA
Molecule: messenger RNA, 648 nt
Organism: Candida albicans SC5314
Lineage: Eukaryota; Fungi; Ascomycota; Pichiomycetes; Serinales; Debaryomycetaceae
Gene: RAD59
Product: Rad59p
Exons: 1
Coding region: 1-648 (215 amino acids)
Biological process (GO): double-strand break repair via homologous recombination; mitotic recombination; double-strand break repair via single-strand annealing
Cellular component (GO): nucleus
Source: RefSeq, a predicted model, not a curated record